AGUGGGUUUUAUACUGAGCGCGCGUUUUACUCGCUGCGAAACCUCGUUCACUCUCGCGUGAUCAUAAAUCUGUGGUUACAAGAAAACAAUAUGGAGGUCGCCACCGGGGGAAGUGGAAAGUUCAAUAUGUUUACCAACUGCAAAUAAACAGCGUCAUGGCCUGAAAUCACAACAAAAGACUCGAUCAUGGCGACUUAGAUCACAGAUCGUAUCCCUGACUUCAACAUUAACUAUCGAGUCGGGAUUUACACGAUAAAACAUGAAAAUGACGUGCAACUGGUGCAAAGAGGACUAUUUUUCAUUGUUGAUCUCGACCGAUAAAAAAUCACAUGGCGCACUGGAAAUGCUUGUAGAUGAUCUCCAUGCGGAUAAGGAAGCGACCAUUGGAACGUUUUUAAGUCAUUCUGGUGCCGAGGAUUUUCUUUGGGGUCUUGUACGGCUCCUAGGAUGUGACAAUCCAAGGGUGGCGGGUAACUCAGCGUACAUCAUUGGAACGUUGGCCGAGUCAGACUUGGGAUGUAACCGGAUUCUGGGCCUUGCCAAGGCAAAACAUGGAGAAAGUCGAAAAAUCCUCCCUGAUCUCACACGCAUGUUGGCAUUUGAUGAUGCGGAGAGUGUGAUGAACGCUGCUGGAACCAUGGGAACUCUGGCGGAGAGUUACGAGGGUCGAGAGUGGAUGCUCAGUGAACCAUGUCUGGGCCAGACACUGGACCAUGUGACCGCACUUCUCUCGGCAGAGAACCUGUGGACUGCCAGUAAUGCUGCACUAGUGCUUGCCAGAUUAAGUAUUUCUGAAAAUGGAUGUCUGAAGGUUUUGGGUCAUGACAACUCGCAACACAUCCUGUCCCGACUGGUCCAGUCUCUAGGAGUGGACGAGGCUGGUCGCGGAAUGAAUGCCGCUUUUGCCAUAGGAAGACUAUGUGAUAUAGAGGCGGGGAGGAAGAGAUUGUUACAGCUGACGGAGUCGGAGAGAAUGCUCUCAGCGUUAGCAAAAAUGUUGAGUUGUGAUGACACAGGAUCCAGUAAAAAUGCCUGUUUUGCCCUGAGUUGCCUAGCGACCAAUGUAGAAGGUCACACACGCCUACUCAAUAAUCUUCACUCUGAUGACAUUCUGCGAACACUAGCCAACCUUCUCACUGCUGAGGACACAGAAACAGGCUGGUUUGCUGCCAUGACCCUGAGAACCCUGGCCAGUCAGCCCCGUGGAUGUCUGAGACUGAGGGACCAUAGUCAAGUCAUCCCUGCCCUCAAGUCUGUGGUGAGUCGUGACAAUGCCAACACAGAUCUGAAGGAAGAAUCAAGCAUCACAUUAGAAAUCCUCAAGAAAUUAUCCAAACCAAACCCACCUCAACUACAAAUCAUCAAUAACGGUACAACUGUGAAAGCAUCGUGGGACCCUAUAUCUACAAAAAGUGGAUUUCAAGUCCGUUACCAAUUAUUUGAUACUACCAAAUGCAUUUUUACUGGGAAGGAACUGGAGUUUGAGAUUUCUGGGCUACAACCCUGUACUCAGUACUCUUACAAACUCCGAGCUUAUACUGAGGGUGACGAGAGUCCGUUCAGUGACUUCGCAGUCAUUGUCACCGAGGAGUCUGUUCCGAGUGCUCCUAUGAACUUACGGGUAUUAGGAUGUACAAUUACUCAGCUGAAGAUUGGCUGGGACCCUCCAGAACACCUCAACGGGGUCCUGAAGGGCUAUACUGUCUAUCAAGGUGACAGAGUUAUAGAGAACACGACAGAACUGGUGUGCAUUAUCUCUGGGUUACAGGCCAACACCUCAUAUGACAUAGAGGUUUGUGCAGCUACCUCCAAAGGUAAAGGAGAGAAAGCUUACAUGGUUGGAACAACUUCAGAACUAGGUGCUCAUGCUCCAUCCAAGCCUCACGUCCAGGUAAUAGGACGUAACGAGAUCCACAUCACCUGGGACCCGCCGGAGGUCCCUCUAGGGAGGAUCACACGUUAUGACGUCAUCAUGAAUUCACAGUGUAUCUAUUCUGGUACCGACCUCAGCUUCACAGCUCGAAGGCUUACUCCAGACACAGAGUAUGCCAUCACGGUGACAGCGUUAACUAACGAGGGGAAGUUUAUAAGCAAAGUCACCAAGAAGAGGACUUCCAAGGAUGAAUAUGACUCGAACCGUCCACCACUGUAUCAAACACCCCAAGCACGGAGAGAAAGUACUGUGCUGGAAGAAAAAACACCUGUUGUUGUCCAACCAAGAAAGAAGAAAGCUGUCACGGGGUCGGAGGUCAAGUCGAGAGCUCUCAGUGCUAAGAGGUCAAGUACACCUGGUAAAGAAAGGACGAAAACACCUGCUGACUUGCGAGACCCCCACACCCGCCCUAGCUCAGACUCGUCUGCACUACUUAAAAUGAGCCAGCGGAAGUCAAGUAGCAGUGUUUCUUCAGUAGCUAUUCAGUCCAUGGGAACAAAGCUUACGGAAACAGAAUCGGAUCAUGACAAAGAAAGUCAACGAGAAACGAGUUCGCCUCAGAAGACGGUGCCACAAGAAGUUCCAAGGAAAGAAGUGGUUCAUCGAACACGGUCGCAAAAUAACCCUGUCCAGGUCAAGGAGGCGUUUCAAAGUAAACCCCUACCACCAAAGGCUGAAAGGUCACAAAAUAUUGGUAAGAUGUUCCCGGUAACAAUGAGUUAUGUUUCAAUCCAGGGAAACCAAAAAAGCUCAGGCGAUGAACCUGGAUCGAUUGCACCAGAACCACAACAACAGACGAAGAAAGCUUUUGUGAGAUCAGGAACUUUCGUUGAAAGUAAUAAUGUUCCUGCGAUUCAUCCUGGACUCAAGAUGGAGCGUUCAAGAACAAUAAUGAACAGUAAUCGACGAGUAGAUUUUCGCCAUCGUGGGGUGAAAAUAACAAUUGAUCCAAGUAUCUAUACUAAUCAUACUCCAAAUACUCAGAACUCUAGAGGACCUCCAGACCUCUCCCCUAAUGCUGUAUCUAUUGAUAGACAUAUUUCUAAGAGGAACUCCAACCUCAGCAGUGCCGGCACAGUCCGGGCGAUAGUGAAUGAUUUAAACUCAGUGAGACCUCCUUCCAAUAAAAGUCAGAUUAGUAGUAACAAUGAUUUAAAUAAUUAUAGGCCGCCUAAUAAGACACUCUGUGAUACUCAUGGAGAUGUAAAAUCUAUGAAAAAUUCAGUGACAUUUGCUCACACGGAGUCCAACAGGCCACCGACAAAAAGUGCGGUAUCCAAGGGUAACCACGAACCUCGUAUAGCGUCAGGGGAAAGACCUGUUACCUACCCUGACAGGAAGAACAGAUUCAGAGAAAAUGCUCUACCAAAGCCAGAGCCACCGAGCCAGCAGUACCUGGAGGGAACUCAGAGCUCAAGUCCCUGGAGCUCUCGUUCUAUGACUAGUCCAAGGAACUCACAAGAUCUUGGUAGAUCCAAAUACGACAAUGCUGAAGUUGAUGCACUGACUAAACGCCUGAUAGAGCAGGGGAGUGUUAAGGACUCCCAGUGCACAUAUCUGUCCCCAACGGGCCAUCCCAGUGAUAGCUCGUACUUCCUAGAUAUGCAACAGGUGUUUGUACAGAGGGCCAAUAGUUACAUUAGCAGUCACAGCCAAAACUAUGAGGAAUCGAAUGGUGAUCGGAAAGGUGGAGUCACGCUGCCUAGCUUACCAAAGCCUAGAAAUACCAGACCGCAUGUUAGCAAACAACGUAUGUCUGACCGGGCGUAUCGGAGUGGUGACAGCAGUUUGUCGGGAAACCCUAUAAACCUAGGUACCGAUUUAUUGGAUAAUAAGUCGCCUAUGGUACAAUGGAAUACCAAAUUUAUCCCGAUGCAACUGCGAACACAACCCUCUAAUCUAGCACCAACUCAGCUACAGAGAGUCAACACGACAUUACUGGGUGAUCCGAAAGAUCGAAUUGCAUCAAAAGGUAUUCAAUUUAAGCGUAUUGAGGCGCUGACAAGAAGUCAGACUCUGGUGGACAUGCGUCAACCAUUGGGCGUGUCCCCUGGGAGCAAUGCACACUCUCUGACUCUCGGGGAGCAAGCGGAGAUGUACCCUAUCUCCACUGUUCCCACACACAGAAGUUCGGCACGAGACAGGGCUUCCACGGUUAGAAAAAAUCCUCGAAGCCAACAGAGGUUAGCCAGAUCGCCGUCAGCUCGUCAUAAAGAGCCGGACUCGCUUCUCCUUCAACAGUCUUGGUCAAGCAGUGCUGCUAUGGAGAGCGCCAGAUGAUGUAUCUUUACAAUACCAAUGCCAAUAAUGCUGCAAUGGAGAAGUUAGGAGGACACCCCUCUAAAUAUAUUAUUCCUGCAGUACUGCUCCACCAGCACUGUUCCAGUCAUAUAGUGAAUCCCCAGCAGUACUAUUCCAGCAGUGCUGCAGUAAAGACUGUCUACGUCGUACCUCUACCAGUACUAUUCCAGCAGUGCUGCAUUGAAUACUGCCCAUGUCGUACCUCCGCCAGUACUAUUCCAGCAGUGAUGCAUUGAAUACUGCCCAUGUCGUACCUCCGCCAGUACUAUUCCAGCAGUGCUGCGGUGAAGACCGCCUUAUGUCGUUCCACCACAAGUACUGUUCCAACAAUAUGGCAAUGGAGACUGCCUGGUGAUGACGACGUUAACGCUACUUGUCUCUAACAAUGUUUUUAUGGAAAUCGUAAGAACAUGAACUUCAAUAGAAAUUACACAGAAGUGCAGUAAUAUAGAUAGUGAGAUGACGUCCACUAAUGAAUCAAUUUAAGCUGUGUGAUCAGUGCGCUGAAUAUGUUGCCUUGAAAAAGAUAUGAUUUUCAGUUCAGAUAAAAUAAUGACAAUGCUUUUUAUAAUUUGAUUGUAAUAUCAUAUAACCUAUAUAUCAUUCACUGUAUUCGGUUUAGUUGCAUUCAGCAUUCAGUGUCAUUUCCAAUGGAAUUCGAUUUAACGGGUUCACUUUACUUUCCCUUUUCUUGCUAGAAUAGAACUAAGCAUAUGUGAAUUCUUCGAAAACCGAAGUAAAAAGAAAACAUAAUUUUCCAAAAAUUUUCAGUUGGCAAUUACAUCAGUGUAGUAUGCAAGAAACGCUAUUUUUUUUAUUUUUUUUGCAUUAUGUUAAUUGUAUAUUCGUUUGUUUAGUGUGUCGAGUCAUCCCCUGGACUGAAAAUUUACUGAUUUUAUAGACAGAAUAUAAGUAACGGAAUAAAUUAAACGAUGUCCAUUUUCUGAUACUUUACACGCACAGUAAGCUCAGUUUUAUGUGUAAUAUAUUUUAUAUGGGGAAUAUUACAACAAAACUUUACUUACCCCCGGCAUAACUGUCACUCUAAAAGCGAUAAGCUUUAAGGCCACAAAAAGUGACCAAACGCUCCAGUCUCUAGAUCUGUUAAUGGCGGUAAAGAUAGGUUUCGGUCAAUGUUUUAUUGAUAAGAACCUGUUUUGUGAACCACAAAUUCUAUCACCUAAAUUUGGAAUUGUUUAAGUGGAUUUUAAUAUGCCUUAUUGCUAAACAUUAUGCCUAGAAGGUUAAGCAUUUGCAAUAUUGCUUCCAUCUUUUGAGAUAUGGUUUCACAAGAAAUCUUAUCAUGUUUAGACUAAUAUUUGUCGUAACAUUGAUUGACAACGAGCAAUAUGCAAACCCUUCUUCAUUUCUAGAUUCUCAGAAAUCUCAGAAUUUCAUAGAAGAUAUACCAAAAACGCAGCAGAUAUCGAUAUUACUUCAAAAGAACGUGUUUAAUUCUUUGACUGACGACAAUGUUUUCCGAAUGUUAAGGAUUAAAGGGUAUUUUGUCUUGCCGGUAUACAAUGCUUAAAUAUGCUAAAGGGCAAUGUAAUUUGUUGUAACUGAAACUCGUUAGAUAUAAAAGUAACAUUUAAAGCAAACACACCACUGAAGAACAAUAAUGCCUUAGAUAUAUUAGUUCAUUUCGAGAAAAAAUGUUUUCCGAAUUAAUAUAUGUAUCAUGUAAAUAUUGUCAAUAACAAUAGACUAGCGUGAUUACCAUUAAUUGAAUGCUUAACAAAUAUUUAGUGUCCCUUUGGACAUGUGUUAAACACUUUCAUUGAUAUACAGAGCACUUUGUAUUACCUCCUUCUUAGUUAAGUAUCAUUCCAAUUCAGUGUUAAUUGUUGAUAUAUUUAAACUGUCCUUGCAAUGUUUAAUGCGAAGUUUUUUUUAAAAUCAGCAUUAAUCAACAAUCUAUCUCGUCUUAUAAAAGCCAUACAAGACUUGCAUAUUUUUGUGGCACAGUCUUGAAUUCUAAGUGGCAAACUAAUAGAUAUUUGCAUUGCUGUCAAUUUUGUUUCGGUGUAUAUGAAGUGGGUCUAUUCUAGCUAUUCAUAUUUAUGUUAUUAUAUUCAAACAUAUUCAUUGUAAUUGUCUAUUCCUUUCAGAAUUAUGAUCGAAAACUAAUGGGGACAAUUAUAUACAUUUUUGGAUUUCAAAUAUAAUGAAAUCGCUUAUGAGCACGGCUUAGGCUAAUAUAAUUAGUUGUAUUACUAUAAACAGAAGAAAAGGUAUAUGUUGGACCUAUAUAUAUAUACAUUGUUUUAUGCUCAAUCUAAUUAAAACGUGGUGUCUAUUUCAAUAUUUUCGUUAUGCCCAAGAUGUAGCUUUGAUUAGACUGUUUUAUGCUAUAAAUGACUGUGAUGAUAGACUGUUAUUUUCAUUAUGUGUUUUUUAAGAACUAUAUAUGCUUUUGACUGUGAUAAAUUUAAACUAUUAUAUCAGAUUAAGAUAAUUUAAAUUCUAAAAAGCACCUAUAAUUAACUUUUAUAUAAUGUAUGGUAGGCAGCGGAGUAAAGAUGGCAGAUAAGGCAGUUCCUGUCAAACAGUGUUGUAUUUAGAAUCGAGUAUGGAUGGUUGGUUCGAAGUUUUGUUUCAAAUCGCCUAUUUGGGAUGAUCUGUUCUGUUUGCUUAAAGAAUCUAUCAGGAAUCCCCAUGAAAACUUACAAUGGUUGCUUCUUGGUUUAGUUGGAGAUCUCCCCGGGUCGUCUACUUUACAAUUCGUUAUUACUAAUAUAUACUGGAAUCCGACCAAUAAAUCACAUUUGACAAUAAUAUUCAUGUCAUACAAAUGCGAAACAUGUGAAGUGUUUAGUCAAAUAACGACUGAUUUUAUUGAUAAUAUUAGAUAUAAUUGUUCAAUCAUAAUGACAAAUAUAUGUCCACUCGUUUUGUCGUUUUUAAAUGUAUUUUAAAGACAACCACAUAUCUUUCGAAACAUCAGCUUUAUAUAGCGCAUACAUUAUAUUUUUCUGACCGUUCCCGCUAACAAUGGAAAUCUCGGACGUAAAUAUGUCCGUAAUGUUCCAUAUUAGUAAAUUGUCGAGACAUUUCUUGUGGGGUGAAGUACAGCUGUUAUGCUACUUUAAUUCAAGAAUGUUAUUCUGUAUUAAGACACACUGGACUAAACAUUACCAUGAACUCAAAAUUGAUUUUUAUUUUUAAAUUUUUAAAAACUGUGACAUGCGCAGAAACGAUAUACUCUAGUAGUACUUGUAGUUAGUAAAAUAUUGCGUGUCGUAGCGCAAGAAUAAAAACAAUCAUUUUUACUAUAUUUUCACUUUCACAGCAUCAAUUCACAUUUAAGAGCGCUUCCUACGAACAUUUUCAUGAAAAUUUGAAAGCAUUGUUAAUUUUGGAUAUUUUUUCCUAAAAGAGUGCUUUCAUGCGAGUGUUACAUACUAUGUCACUUGAUAUAUCUCGUAUUGCUAAUUACAUUGUGUUAUUGUCAUAUACUUGCAAUAUUAUGUUACUCUUUGAUAGAAGGUAUCCGUGUGUAUAAUGGACGAUUCCGAAAACUUCAUAUACUAUGGCGUUAUUUGGUUAUGUGUCAGACUGAUACCAUUUUGGUUCUUUUCAAGUUUAACCGUCGCGAUUCGGAUGUUAUCCUUGUGAAUGAACGUCCGACUUGGGAUGAGCUAACAUAUAUAUAACUUUCAUCAUUUUGUUGAAACCCACAUGACAACUAUUUUUCGUAUUUAACUUUAAACAAUAAAACCUAAAUGACAGUUGUUUCCCUAUAUAUAAGGUUAUGCAUUCCGAUUAUAUUUAUCUAAAAUCUUUGCUGGGUACCAAAAACUGCGAUAUUUUCCCGCCAAAUGUUGAAAUAAUGAUUUCAUCGUAUGUAUAAAUGACUAAAAUGCAAUAUUAUCUUGACAUGUUAUAGGCUUGUACUUUAAAACGUGACGAUUAAAACAAUGUAUG
Messenger RNA from Mizuhopecten yessoensis (Yesso scallop), 8161 nucleotides. RefSeq lists its product as uncharacterized. Gene Ontology annotation, cellular component: neuron projection. The transcript has 25 exons. Gene Ontology annotation, molecular function: transmembrane-ephrin receptor activity; protein binding. The coding region runs from base 260 to 4213 and encodes 1317 amino acids. The record is from RefSeq and is a predicted model, not a curated record. Gene Ontology annotation, biological process: axon guidance. Lineage: Eukaryota; Metazoa; Mollusca; Bivalvia; Pectinida; Pectinidae.